Messenger RNA from Eruca vesicaria subsp. sativa (arugula), 1266 nucleotides. NCBI's taxonomy places the organism in Eukaryota, Viridiplantae, Streptophyta, Magnoliopsida, Brassicales, Brassicaceae. The record is from the annotation of a GenBank genome assembly.
AUGGAGAAACGAAACAAGAGACAAAUCCCCGACGGUCUGUCCGAAGCUCAAAAGCAAUCUCGUGAUGUCCUGCUUCAGCUCACGGUUCUCAACAACACCUGCGAGAACCCGUUACGAGAGUCUUUGACUAAACUCAUCAAAGGUUCAGAAACAGAGGAGGAAGGUGAGAUCAGCUGUUUGAUCGAUGAUUCUGGAUGGGUUUUCACACAGUCCGUUGCGGAGAGUUUCAAUCUUCCGAGAUUUGUCCUCUAUGCGUAUAAACUUACUUUCUUUCUCGGACACUUGCUUGUCCCUCAGCUUCGCCGUGAAGGGUUUCUUCGGUUUCCAGGCACGAUUAUUGAACUAUGUUUGACCAUUAUCCGGUUUAAUUUCUGGUCCGAUUCCGAAGCAGAGGAUCUUGUUCCGAUGUUUCAACCACUUCGAAAGAAAGAUCUUGCGAGAAUCAUGGGGAGAAAAGAUCAGGUUGAGCCGCUGGAUGCUUACUUGGUCAAGAUACUCGAAACGACUAAGCCAGCUUCAGGUCUUAUAGUCAUGUCCUGCGAAGAGCUUGACAGAGAUUCACUUGCUGAGUCUCAAAAACUCUUUACCUUUCCCAUAUACCUUAUUGGUCCACCUCACAUCCAUGACGUGGCAGGCUCGUCUAGCAGCUUGUUCGAACCGGACCAGAGCUGCAUUCCAUGGUUAGAUAAGCAAGAAACGAGAUCAGUGAUCUACGUGAGCUUAGGGAGCAUUGUGACUCUUAGCGAGUCUCAGUUCUUGGAGAUUGCUUGGGGUUUAAGCCAAACCAACCUAUCUUUCUUGUGGGUUGUUCGGCCUGCAUCUGUCCAAGGAAGAGACUGGAUAGAGUCGUUACCAUUAGGGUUCAUGGAAGGUCUUAACGGGAAGGGGAAGAUAGUGAAAUGGGCACCGCAGCUAGAUGUUCUUGCGCAUAGAGCCACGGGAGGGUUUUUGACUCAUAAUGGAUGGAACUCGACGCUAGAGAGUAUAUGCGAAGGGGUUCCUAUGAUCAGCUUGCCUUUUGUUUGGGACCAGAUGCUAAACGCGAGAUUCAUCAGCGAUGUGUGGAGGAUAGGGAUUCACUUAGAAGGUCGUAUGGAGAGAAGAGAAAUCGAGAGAGCUGUGAUAAGACUAAUGGUUGAACCUGAAGGAGAAGAGAUGCGAGAGAGAGUUAAAGUGUUGCGAGGUGCAGUAAGAAGAUCGGUUCAACGAGGAGGCUCGUCAUCUCGGUAUCUAGAUGAUCUUGUUGAUCGUAUUAAAUCAAUCUAG